This is a messenger RNA of Anastrepha obliqua, 832 nucleotides long. RefSeq lists its product as uncharacterized. The coding region runs from base 167 to 385 and encodes 72 amino acids. The record is from RefSeq and is a predicted model, not a curated record. Gene Ontology annotation, molecular function: protein binding. Lineage: Eukaryota; Metazoa; Arthropoda; Insecta; Diptera; Tephritidae. The transcript has a single exon.
AUCGACUGUCAACGCCAUACUUCAGUUUAAUUUCAGCACGCAGCUCGAUCGUUUGCUUUAGUUUACGCAAAGUUUAAUUAAAAUACACACACACACACGAGUUUUACUCUGUUUAUACAAGUCCAAACAUACAUACAAGUGCAUACACACGACGCACAUUGAGACCAUGAAAUCCUUUUCGCUGUUCGCCGUUCUAUUGAUGCUCUUUGCUGUAUUCGCCACCCAGGCGCAGGCAUCGUUUUGUCCUUGUGAUCUCACGCAGAAAGGACAAAUAUGCGGCUCAAAUGGCAUCACCUACAAAAAUCGCUGUGAGUUCGAGUGUACCCAAAAAGACUACAAGAGAUUGGGUCGGACGUUGAACAUCGCCAAGACGGGUGCUUGCUAGGUGUCUCAGAAUUGGAAUUGGAAUUGGAAUUGAUGGGAAGAAGUGGUGUAAAGGCAUGGAUUGGUGGGUGUGUCACAGGUGAAUCAGAAAUGUAGUUGCGGUUAAGUGAGCGACUGCCAACUGAUGAUAACCACAGUGGAAGUUGGGUUUAAUGUAGAACGGAAGGAAAACUACAGGAAGCUUUGGUGUUUUAACAGGAAAUUGAAUGAAGGAACAAAUAUGGCAUAUACAAACACGCGCACACACAAACAUACUUUUUGCUCGUUUAUUAAAGACAAAACAAAUUAGCCUGUAGUAGUGGCAAUUUUGUGUUGCCCAUAAAUAUUGUUGGAAAUAUUAAUAUAUUGAGAUUUAAAGCACUUUUUGAGUUUGUAACAUCGAUUAAAAAUGGAUUAGUAGCAUUAAAUAACAUACCUACACAUAUUCGAUUAAAUGCAUUAAGCUAAA